Sciurus carolinensis (gray squirrel) is the source of this 3186-nucleotide messenger RNA. It is a transcript of the gene Cdk1, whose product is annotated as cyclin dependent kinase 1. The record is from RefSeq and is a predicted model, not a curated record. Gene Ontology annotation, biological process: G2/M transition of mitotic cell cycle; mitotic G2 DNA damage checkpoint signaling; protein phosphorylation. Lineage: Eukaryota; Metazoa; Chordata; Mammalia; Rodentia; Sciuridae. Gene Ontology annotation, molecular function: cyclin-dependent protein serine/threonine kinase activity; ATP binding; RNA polymerase II CTD heptapeptide repeat kinase activity. Gene Ontology annotation, cellular component: nucleus.
AACUGUUCGCACUUGGCUUCAAAGCUGGCACUUGGAGGUUGAGUGUGGAGUCGCAGACUGGGUAGCUGCCGCCGCGGUCGCCGCGGGACAAUAAUCCGGGAUCUAGCAUACCUAUUGUGUAACUAUGGAAGACUAUACCAAAAUAGAGAAAAUUGGAGAAGGUACUUAUGGAGUUGUAUAUAAGGGUAGACACAAAACUACAGGUCAAGUGGUAGCCAUGAAGAAAAUCAGACUAGAAAGUGAAGAGGAAGGGGUUCCUAGUACUGCAAUUCGGGAAAUUUCUCUAUUAAAAGAACUUCGUCAUCCAAAUAUAGUCAGCCUUCAAGAUGUGCUCAUGCAGGAUUCCAGGUUAUACCUCAUCUUUGAAUUCCUUUCCAUGGAUCUCAAGAAGUACUUGGAUUCUAUCCCUCCUGGUCAGUUCAUGGAUUCUUCACUUGUUAAGAGUUAUUUGUACCAAAUCCUUCAGGGGAUUGUGUUUUGUCACUCUAGAAGAGUUCUUCACAGAGACUUAAAACCUCAAAAUCUCUUGAUCGAUGACAAAGGAACAAUUAAACUAGCUGAUUUUGGCCUUGCCAGAGCUUUUGGAAUACCUAUUAGGGUAUAUACACAUGAAGUAGUGACACUUUGGUAUAGAUCUCCUGAAGUAUUGCUGGGGUCAGCUCGUUACUCCACUCCAGUUGACAUUUGGAGUAUAGGCACCAUAUUUGCAGAAUUGGCAACCAAGAAACCUUUUCAUGGAGAUUCAGAAAUUGAUCAACUCUUCAGGAUUUUCAGAGCUUUGGGCACUCCCAACAAUGAAGUGUGGCCUGAAGUGGAAUCUUUACAGGAUUAUAAGAAUACAUUUCCCAAGUGGAAACCAGGAAGCCUGGCAUCCCAUGUCAAAAACUUAGAUGAAAAUGGCUUGGAUUUGCUCUCGAAAAUGUUAGUCUAUGAUCCCGCCAAACGAAUUUCUGGCAAAAUGGCACUGAAUCAUCCAUAUUUUGAUGAUUUGGACAAUCAGAUUAAGAAGAUGUAACUUUCUGACAAAAAAGUAUCCACAUUAUAUGGAGGAUGGAUAGUUGUACUGUUGACUCUAUUUUUGUCCUGUAUAUUUUCUUCUUGUUGUAAAACUUCAUCUGUACUUCAUCUUCUACUUUCAAAAGUAUAACUUAAAAUGUAAAUAUUGUUCUAUAUGAAUUUAAAUGUAAUAAUUCUGUAUAUGUGUGUAGAUCUCACUGUGACAACUAUUUGUUACUUUAAUAAAACUAUAAAAUCUAUGGAUUUCAGAAAUUGGGGAAUAUUUGAGUUAGCUUAAAUCAUCUCAAUCCUUAUAUAGCAGCUAUAUUUUCCUGUAGUUGAAACUACUAAAAUUUAUGAAAGUGUGCUAAGUUCAAAUUUCAUAAUGCUUUGAAGUAUUUUUAUGCUCUGAAUGUUUAAUCUUGUCAGUUUCUUGACAUGUGGUAACUAUACAACCUGUCUAAAGAUGAAUAUUUUUCUAUGGUAUUUCAAUUUGUGACCUAAAUGUUUAAGCAUUCAGAAUGAGAACACUCUACAGAUAUAAGAAAUGAUGCUAAAUUUAUAGGGGUUUUAGUAACUUAUAAAACUAACAUUAGAGCAUGCCAAAGUUUGCUAAGUUUUACAGUCAAGAUCAAGGGCUGUCCACAGCAGGGAAGAACAUUCUUGAAAAUUUAUGAACUAUCCUAUUUUUAGGUGUGUUAAGAAAGCCAUUUUCUAAGUGAAUUCUUCUGCCUUGGUCAAGGUAUAAUUGUAUGAAGGGUAAUAACUUAUCUUGCCUUUCAAGUCUGACUUAAAAGUUUUGACAGUGUUCUUUAUUAGCACCUUCUAAAAAGGUUCUGAUAUGAAAGUAUUUAGUUAAAAUCACUGGUUCUGGAAAUUAAAUUGUUUCAUAAUGCGCUUAUUGUCAUUAUUGUAAGCAGCCUAAUUUUAAUAUUUGCUACAGUUAAGAGAAAUACCUAUAAAAAACUUUCUACUCUUAGUGUACAUCUAUUUUCUUGGCUACAUCUCCUACCUUUUUUCUUGUUACCUAUGGCUAGAAUCUGCAUUCCUGUGUUUUUGGUCCUUGCACCCAACACAGUCAUUGGAUAUGUAAUGAGUGUCUAUGUUGAUUUAAAAUUUUGUAUUCUAGAAGGAAGUAUGGGUUACUUUCUUUGGCAGUGGAACCUAUAAAAUUUGCACUUUGGUUGCCUUGUUCUAGGAAUUCAGUGGAAGCCAGUGUGCUGUAAAAGACAUAAAGCCCGCAGAUGGAAGUCAUUUGGGGUCUAAUUACAGAGGAUGUUACAAUUUGUGUGGUAGGAAUUUGGUAAAUGAAAGGUCAAAAAGAUAAGAUGGUACAAUGGCAUCUCUAUAGUCUUGUGCUUCUUUACCUAAGAAGACAAUGAACUAGAUAAUUUUUUCCAGUGUGAUCGCAUCCCUUUGGUGAUUCAGAAUCAGCAUUAACUACAAACUUCCCUCCUCAGUGUAAAAUAAAUAGAAACUGUCAGUGUUAUUUUCUAUGUACUUUUGUUCCAGUAUAUACAGAUAAAUAAACAUGUUUGGAACCUUAUGGAUGUGGUAAAAGCAGCUUAGAAUUCUACUUUACUCCAUGGAGUCUUAAUUGUUUGAAAAGUCAACAGUUUAUCAAUUUAGAACUGCCUUGUGGAUUAGGAAAAUGAAAUAGAUGGUAAAAACACUCAUUGCCAUAAUGAUUGACCUACUUUUUGCUCCUGCUCCAAAUUCUCAUAAAGUUCUAUGUAACUAUGUCAACUUCAAUGAUUUGGUGAAAGGCUACUAAAUUGGAUCUACAUCUCAUGUAAGUUCUUAAGUUACACAUGCUAUGGGGUUUAUCUUGAAAACUGGGAAAUGGAUCCCAAGAACUAGUUUUUUUUUUUAAAAGUUCCCCAAGCUGAUUUUGAUGAAGCUAUCAGUUGGUGGCAAGUUUGGCAACUUGGGCCUAUAUCUAGUUAUAUAUGUUUUUAAAAAUUCAUGGCAUUGUGCAAUCUUGAACUUCAGUGUACAUUUCGGUCUACUCUUGAGAUGAAGGAGGCGGCUAUAUAUUUCAUGUAUAGUCACCAAUGUGUAAGACCUUUAGAUUCUUGAGCAUAGUACAAUGAUAACUGCUCUCAAGAAAAUCUUAGUGUACUAUCCCUAGUCACUGGAGGAGGUUUUUUGUUUUUUUCCUAAUUAAAUACACAUACGGUCAUGCAUAGA